AGGGAAAACGGUCAUCAUUCGCAGCCUCGGUCACGCGGCGGACGCGAGGUUCUGUGCGGGAGGGAGGAACUAUCUUGCGUCCGUCCAGUCUCUGUCGAGGUCGGAACUCUACCCCGGCCUGCCGACGUGGCGGGGCGGAAGAGGAGCCGCUGGUACCGAGCGGAUCAUCAUGUCUGAAGCAGCCCAGUCAGCUGGAGACACUCUCCCUCCAACAGAUGACACAUCUCCCACCGAGGCUGUCAGUGACCCUGGCUCAGACCAAGAAGUGCUGCCGGUGGUCACACAGCCCUCAGCGGCACCACAGCCUGCAGUUGUGCUGGACAGGGAGGACCUCGCUCCCCCUGAGCAGAAGUCUGCGAUGGAGGACGCGGCUCUUUCAAGCACAUCAGAGUCCAAGGGUCAUGAGAUCGAAUGCGAUCAACCAGUGAGCCUGGAGGAAGACGCAGACGCUGCUGGCCACGAGGGGGAGAGCGCAGCUGAGGAGCCGGAGAAGGGCUGGGGUGGCUGGGGUUCAUGGGGCAAGUCUCUUCUCAGCAGCGCCACCUCCACAGUUGGUCAGAGUCUGUCCUCUGUGAAAGUGAAGGCAGGAGAAGCUCUGCGCCUUCACAGGACCUCUGUGGGAGAAGAGGCCAGAGAGGAGGAGGAGGAGAGAUCAGAGAGGAGAGAUGGAGGAGGAGAAAUAGAGGAUGUCUCCAGCCCCACAGUCUCAUCUGCUGCUGUAAACAGAGGCGUCUUCUCCACCAUUACCAAUGCAGUGCAGAACACUGGCAAGACCAUGAUCAGUGGUGGCCUCGAUGCUCUGGAGUUCAUCGGAAAGAAAACAAUGACUGUCCUCGCUGAGAGUGACCCUGGAUUCAAGAAGACCAAGAUUCUGAUGCAGAAGACUGCGUCACUGAGCCAGUUGUUGAAGGAAGCCAAAGAGAAGGAGCGAGCUCGUCUGAGCAGUCAGCAGAUCAACGCUCCCACUGCUCACUACGGGAUUCUCUUUGACGACUACCAAGGUCUGUCACACCUGGAGGCGCUGGAGAUUCUGUCCAAUGAGAGUGAAGUGAAGGUGCAAGCCUUCCUCUCCUCGCUGACAGAGGAAGAGCAGGAGGAGGUGAAGAAAGAGCUGAUCGCCAUUAAAGACAUCUUCAUGCGCUCAGAGGAGGAACAGAGCAGCAAAGAUGAAUCAGAGACAAAGGACAAUGCGCCGAGAGCAGAGGAGUUUGUGAGUGUUCUCACUGAGCUGCUGUUCGAGCUACAUGUUGCUGCAACACCAGACAAACUCAACAAGGCUCGGAUGAGAGCGUACGAUUGGGUGAAGAAGGUAGAAGAGCCUGUCACUACAGAAAGUGUUGACAUGGAAAUGUUUGACACUGCGGCUGAAGGAGACAGUAAACCUGACCUGGAUAAAGAUAAGGAAAAGCAAGAAGCAAAAGACGAAACAGAGGGAACUAUGGACCCCAAAUCUGUCGAGGUGGUCUACCUGUCUUCUGUGGGCAGCCUGGCGGAAGUCACAGCACGCAGUAUCGAGCAGCUCCACAAGGUGGCAGAACUGAUCCUCCACGGCCAGGAGCAGGAGAAACCCGCUAGGGAUCAGGCCCUCGUCCUCACCAGGUUAACGUGUGCCAUGUGUAAAGAGGUGGACAGUUUGACCAAGAAGUUCUCCGACACAUUAAUUCUUGUUGGGGGUCAGAGGAAAGCUGAGGAGCUGAAUCCACUGGUGGAUAUUGUUCUUGUGGAGGGCUCCAACAGCACCACUUACAUCCAAAACGCAUUUCAGCUGCUGUUGCCAGUACUGCAGAUCGCACACCUCCGGAACCAACAGAGCAGAACCUCCACGGAACCAUCUCCAGAGACGCAGCAAUAACACACACAUCACCUUCUCAUCUGCUUGUCUAAAUAUAUGUCUGUAUAUAUGUGCCUCUCCAAAUAAUAAACUAACACGAUUAGCUCUACAAAGAUGAUUAAUAUACAACUGUGACGGCAGUUUACCACUUAUUUACCCUGGUUUGAGUUGGGGAAGCUGAACUUUAUGAUCUUGGGUGAUACUCUAAAAAGCUGGACCAAAGCAACUGUUUUGCAAACCUAAAAUGUUUUUGCACUCCUUAUUGACGCUUGUCGUGUCACUUCACUUCUCAGCAAAUUGUUUUGUAAUUACUGUGUUUUUAUGUUAAAUGCGAGAAACGUUAACUGUGUUUGACAGAACUAUUAAUGA
Molecule: messenger RNA, 2200 nt
Organism: Synchiropus splendidus (mandarinfish)
Lineage: Eukaryota; Metazoa; Chordata; Actinopteri; Syngnathiformes; Callionymidae
Product: protein NOXP20-like
Exons: 13
Coding region: 170-1852 (560 amino acids)
Source: RefSeq, a predicted model, not a curated record